AUGAAAACCUUUGUGUCAUCGCCAAUAAGGAUCAGUGUGGAUAAUCAAGCUGCCAUGCUCAUCGCAAAGAACCAGAUAACAUCUGAACGCAUUGGGGUGUCGGGUCACUGUGAAGGACAGGUUUUGACUCAGAUAGCUCACGACAAAGUUAAAGACUUGGCCCCAACUUUGCAAAAAUUGGUUUGUGAUUUAGAUGCAGUGGUAAAUUACCUUGAUGUGAAUCAACUAAAUUCUUCAACAAUAUAUUGUUCUGAUGAUUUAGAGGAAACUCCCAGAUCCCAGAAUGUGAAAAUCCCCGAAAAAGAUGAAAGCGCCAAAUCAGUGUUUCUGACAGAAACUAAUAAUCAUGAGGAACAAAAGGGCUCAGAAGAAAUAAAUGCUUCAACAUCUACAAUCAAGACACCUGUAUGGCCAUACAGUCCUCUAAAGUCUAUUAAGGAACGCCUGGUAGUUCCUGACCCAGAAAGUGGAAGGUCACGUCAAUGCAAUACAACAACAAGCUUUGAAGAACCUUGCCUGGAUUUUAUCCCAGUGAAUCCUGAACAAUGGUGCGAUCAAACUGUAAGAGGAGUUAUUUUUAAACUUGCUGAUGAAAUACAUCAAUAUGAACUUGGGAAGUUAUGCCCUCUUUCUCACGGUAUGAUUUCCAAAAUAUUGAGGAACAAAUACGUGCAUACCAUCAGUCAUAAGACAUGUCUCAAGUUCGCUAAAUGGUAUUUCAAAUAUAGAGAAAAAACUGCAGGUAAACAAGAUGGGGAUAACUUCAAUGGUUUGGAGGGACGAGAACCUGCAAAAGAAAUUCUUCAUUUUUCCAUUUUUUCUUAUCAAAAUUUGGAAAUGUUUUCAUCUAACGUUAGCAGUAAUGGAAUAGAAAAUUUGCACCGUCUUGGUAGUUCUCAAGAUAGCUACAGAAGUUAUCACUUGGGUGACGUAGAAAUCUCGAGUGAUGCAACAUUAGAAGAUCUCAAAACUAAAGUUCUUACGCUUGAACCAUUAACGGUAUAUGUAUAAUAUAUGUAUGUAUAAUAUAUGUAUAAUAACCAUCAUUGAACAGUUAACCCAAUUUUUGGGUUUAUGACUACUAAUGCUCAACUCUGUAGCCUUGUAGUUUUUAACCCAAUCCAGAAGGCAAGAAAGCUCCUGGAUCAAGUAUUGGGAGAAAUUUUGCCUUUGUGAAGGACUUUCUGAUGCUAAGGUUGGUAUGGGGGUUUUGCUGUUGGAUUGUGGGACUGAAAACGUGCUGUGUGCGAUUGCAUAUACGAUGGUUACUGAAUUUUCAUUAAAAAAAGAAAAAAUAUGUUUAUGUUUUGCAUUUUUUCUCUCCAAAAGAAUUCAUAAGGGAAGCGGUUGAAUUUGAGCUGCAAUUUUUCCCACAAACAUUGAAUAUUAUGUAUAUCAACUAAUUUAAUUUCAAAUUGUGCAUGUUUGAUUGUACAACAUUUAAAUUUUUUUUGUUUUUGAUUUGUUAUUUAAAGGAGAUAUAAUUUGUCAAAGAUGUUUAAUUUUAUAAAUAGAAUACAAAAUAUUAUCCAAAUGACUAUGAUAGGUAUAAUUAGUUAUUAUAUUACAAAUGAUAUAUAUAUAUAUAAACAAAUUAAAAUUUUAAUAUUGUGCAAAAUUUUUCUGAAAGAAGUUUCAAUAAUCUUUGCUGGUUGUUAGAAUUCUUUAUUUACCAAGUGUUUUUACGGCAUACUUUGUUUUAAAAUGAAUGAAAAUAAACUAUUUUGUAUUUUAAGAUAGGAAAUUAAAAAUACAUUCCCAGAACUUAGCAGCUAAAAUAUUACAUAAAGAAGAAGACUUAAUGUAAGUAUAUUUCUUACUGUCCUUUCCUUACAAAGUUGGAUCCUUGAUUGCAAAUGUUAUUCUUUCUUUUUAUCAGGCCGUCAGCAAUCGUAUUAAAUCUGUGCCAACGUUUACCUGAUUCAAAGUCCUAUACUGAGCUGAUAGAAAUGGUUUGGGAUGCUAGCAAAUCUUCUAGUCCUAAACAUCUAAAAAAAAGUAUUGCCAAGUAUUUUCAAGUUCCUAUCAAAAGGAUUGUGAUAGCCAAGCAUUUUCCCGAUAAAUAUCGGUGGCUUAUCGUCGAUGAUGGCACCACAG
This is a messenger RNA of Parasteatoda tepidariorum (common house spider), 2097 nucleotides long. RefSeq lists its product as uncharacterized. NCBI's taxonomy places the organism in Eukaryota, Metazoa, Arthropoda, Arachnida, Araneae, Theridiidae. The record is from RefSeq and is a predicted model, not a curated record.